Thelazia callipaeda (thelaziosis nematode) is the source of this 1017-nucleotide messenger RNA. NCBI's taxonomy places the organism in Eukaryota, Metazoa, Nematoda, Chromadorea, Rhabditida, Thelaziidae. The record is from the annotation of a GenBank genome assembly.
AUGGCUUUGGCUAAGAAUAAUUUCUCUUCCAAGAAAAUUAAUUGCUCGAAGAAAUCAGUUGAAGCGAAUUCAUUAAUGAAAGAUGAUUUAGACGAUGCUGAAGAAUUGGUUUUCGAUUUUGAAGCAUAUCCCAUGUGCAAUGCAGACAAAGAAGGCCUUGUAAAUCUGUUAACUCAGGCAUUUAUUAUUAUAUUUUUUGCAUCUAAAAUAUUCCUUCGGGCAGAUGUAGAUGUUAUUCGAAUGGCUGAUAUUUUGGUUGAGCAAUCUCCAUUUGGUUGUGUUUAUAGAGUUACGUCUUUGUUGUUUGAUUGUGAACAUCUGAAUUUCCCUCUUAUCCCUGCAGAAGAGUUUAUCGAUGACGAUGAUGAAGGUGUUGUAUACGGUCUUUUAUCUAUGUUGAGUCUGAAAGAAAAUCAGAAAUUUGUUGCCGAUAUUUGGUCGCUAUUAAAGACAAAAGCUCAAAAAUAUGCUAUUGAUAAAAAAAUAUUGUCUUUGCUAGAUAAUUUGUCAGCACUAAAUUCGACGAAUUCUGUUGGUCUUUUGAUAAACGAAAGAUUGCUCCAUUUUCCUACAGCCAUUGCUUCCCCUGCCUUCAAAUCAUUAGCCGACGACCUAAAAAAUUAUGGCUCUCAGUACUCCUUUUCUUAUGUCGUAUUAUUUCUAAAAAUUCGAGUAGCUGAUAAUGGGAAUGCUAAAGAAUUCACUAACUCAGAUUCUUCAAAUGAAUCUAGAAAGAGAAAAAAAUUAACCAAAGCACAGAAGAAACUCAUUGCAGCGAAUGCGAUUGCUGAUGCUGACAUCGUUUUUGAUAAUCGUGAGGAGGAACUUUUGUUUCAGUGUGAUUUGAAGUUCGAUUAUUUUCAAUAUCCGGUUCAGUCAGAUGUGGAAAAGGAUUCAAAAUUUAAUUCGAUAAUAUUGAAAGGUGUCCUUUUUCGACCAUACCGGCGUGUUUGCUUUCUAGAGAACAGCACAUUUCGUCGAUAUGUUGAAAUUGUUAGUUCAGCAGAUUUUGGUUAA